This is a messenger RNA of Yamadazyma tenuis ATCC 10573, 1077 nucleotides long. RefSeq names its product mRNA-binding ribosome synthesis protein (gene NOC2). Gene Ontology annotation, biological process: ribosomal large subunit biogenesis. The record is from RefSeq and is a predicted model, not a curated record. Gene Ontology annotation, cellular component: Noc2p-Noc3p complex; Noc1p-Noc2p complex; nucleolus. Lineage: Eukaryota; Fungi; Ascomycota; Pichiomycetes; Serinales; Debaryomycetaceae.
ACCAUUUUUCUCAAGAAUUGUAGAAAGACCAACCAUUUCACCAUGCCUUUACUCAACUUUUGCAAGAACUCCGCUGCUGAAUUAUAUGGAAUUGACGAAACUGUGGCCUAUCAGGUUGGAUUUGAAUAUGUCAGACAAUUAGCCAUCCACUUGAGAAACAGUAUCAAUGCUACUUCCAAUGCAAAGGAAGGUUAUAAAACCAUUUACAACUGGCAAUACUGUCACUCGUUGGACUUUUGGUCAAGAGUGUUGGCCCAACAAUGUAACCCCGAAAAAGAAUUGCAAACCCAUAAGAGUAAGGAAAGUCCAUUGAGACAAUUGAUCUACCCAUUGGUCCAAGUCACAUUAGGGGCUAUCAGAUUGAUUCCAACGGCCCAAUUUUUCCCCUUGAGAUUCUACUUGAUCAGAUCCUUGAUUAGGUUGUCGCAGUCGACGGGAGUAUUCAUUCCUAUUUUUCCAUUGAUAAUAGAGGUUUUAAACUCCACUGCUAUUACCAAAAACCCAAAGAAAACCAACUUGCCACCUUUCGACUUUGAAAACAACGUAAAGGUUAACCAACAAUAUCUUGGAACCAAGGUGUACCAAGACGGAUUAACUGAACAGUUUGUUGAGUUGACGGCCGAAUUUUUUGUGCUUUAUUCCAAGAGUGUGGCAUUCCCUGAAUUGACCACUCCUGCCGUUAUCUCUUUGAGAAGAUUUAUCAAGAAGUCCAAAAACAGCAAGUUCAACAAGCAGUUGGGACAGUUGAUUGAGAAAUUGAAUGAAAAUGCAAAGUUUAUUUCUGGAAAGAGAUCGAACAUCGAAUACGGACCCUCGAACAAGCAAGAAGUUGCGUUAUUCCUCAAUGAUUUGAAGUGGGAGAAAACUCCUUUAGGACAAUAUGUUGUUGUUCAAAGAAAGGUGAAAGAAGAGAGAUUGAGAUUAUUGAAAGAAGCCAUUGAACAAGAUGAAGAAGCCAAGAGCAAGAGAAAUGAUAUGGAUGAGGAUGAAGAAGCGGAAGCUGCUUUAGACGAAGUGGAAUCGGAUGAGGAUGAGGAAGAAGAAUCCGACGAAUAAAUCUAAAUAGUUUUAAUGAUC